GCUGCGUGCCUGCGCAAGGCUUCGCACCUCAACAAUGUAUUGCUCGGCAUUGAUAUGCACUCGCUGCUCUCGUCCGCCCGUGGCGCUUGCGGGAGUGUAUUGUAUGAUGAUGAGAGGCGAUGCGAGCGAUCGAACAGAAUAGACGAGGAGAAGCAGUAGGAGAAGGAGCGAGAGGACGAGGACGAUGAUUUGUGUCGGUCAGCGCAGGAGAAAGACCGAGCCGGGGAAUUGAUUGCGAGUUUCUGCGUCGGAGGUGAGCGGAGGAGGCUCGCCGCAAUUCGGGCGGAGGAGGAGCGUGCGAGGGAGUAAGGUGGUGGAAAGGAGGAGGAGGGCAUUGGGAUGACAUUGAGCUAGCGGGCUGUAGAUGAGCAGGAGUAGGCCAAUGUCCGUCGUUGUAGAUCCGCAAUCGUGUUUUCGUCUCGGAAGUUUGAACUUGUCGUCUGUGGAUAAUCUUCCUCUGGGACGAGCGCAUCUCGAGGGUUGACGGUUGACGGUUGGAGCUUGGAGUUUGGAGCUUGGAGCAGCGAGAGGGUGAAUGGCAAAUCUUCAGGUUUUUGAGGACUAUUUCCGGAGAGCAGAUCUCGAUAAGGAUGGCAAGAUCAGUGGUGGUGAGGCAGUCGGAUUUUUCCAGGGCGCCAAUCUUCCUCAGCAAAUCUUGGCCAAGAUUUGGCAGUUUGCAGAUCAAGGGCAGACAGGCUUCCUUUCGAGGCUCGAGUUUUACAAUGCUCUAAAGCUUAUAACUGUAGCCCAGACGGGACGGGAGCUCACACCAGAGAUUGUGCGAGCAGCAUUAGCGGGACCUGCUGCUGCACAAAUUCCAGCUCCCCGUAUAGUGACCCCUGGAGCACCUCCCCAGCCUUCCGGUCCUCCGGGAGGACUCGGAGCAGCAGGAGCAGCAGGCAGACCUACGCCGGGCCCUGCGCAAGCCGGCGCAGGAGGCUUCGGCGAUCCAUUUGCCGCAUCUGCUCCAGGUGCUGCUCCUCCGAGUCGUUGGCAGUCUCAGCCAUCUGCCCUGCCCUCGCAAUUGCCGUCACAACCCUCAUUGCCACCACAAGCAGCCCCUGCAAGACCAGGAUCAGCAUCCGGACAACGACCUGCUGGAGGACACCCCCAGGAUACUUGGCCAUCUAUAAGAUCUUCUGCUUCUGCCUCCUCUCUUCAAAAUUAUGGCCAGCAAGCUCAAGCGCAGGCUCCGGCUUCGGCUCCUCCACCUAGUUCUGUGCAAUCGAUGCAAAGUUUCCUUGGUGGUCCAAAUGCCGCAGCAACUCCAGCGCAGUCGGCAAAAGAUCCUUUCGGAAGCCUUGGAUCAGGACCAGACCUCUUCAGUAGCUUGAGCAAUACUCCAAAUCCCAAGUCUGCUUCGACAGGCACAAUCACAUCACUGACUGAUGCUUUUGGAGGCGAUCCCUUUGCUGCGAAUAACAAUAAGUCUCUUGCACUAACUUCUCAACCUCCCGUCCAAAAUCCUGGGCCAGCGAACAAUGUCGAUGCUUUUUCAGGUCUUGGAGAUUUUGGUGGUGGAGGAUUCAGGGCAGAACCUGCGGCAACAAUGGCGUUGGUUCCUACCGGUGCUCCAGCACCUGCUCCUAAGGAUCCUCAGGCAGCCCCCGGAAGCCAGCUAACUCGGUCUCUCGUGCCGACUUCAUCAGCAGCAUCAGGACCAGGAUUUUCUGCUCCCUCACCAGCAGGUCCAGGAACUGGUGCUGCUCCCUGGCCCCGCAUGACACAGGUCGACGUUCAACGUUACACCAGAGUUUUCUACGACGUGGAUACAGACAAAGACGGGAAGAUCACCGGCGGGCAGGCCAGAGAUCUCUUUCUUAGCUGGGGACUGCCCAGAGAGGUUCUGAAGCAGGUUUGGGAUUUAUCGGACCAAGAUGGUGACAGUGAGCUCUCUCUACGAGAAUUUUGCACCGCCUUGUACCUCAUGGAACGAUUUCGGGAAGGAAGGCCUUUACCGCCCGUUCUUCCCACAGGAUUCCACUUUGACGAGCCCCCUCAACAAACUUCUGUGGCUGCAUCUCGGAUUGAGCAGGCUCGUUCUUCUAUGGCUCAACACACGGCUGGUUUCAAUGUACCGAGCUGGCAACAGAAUCCAGGGAUGCUUCAGCCCACUGGUCCAGGACCAGCCGGUAUGCCACGAGGACCAGCUGGUAUGCAACCAACAACAAUGGAACGCUCCUUACCUCAACAGGGUUCAGUUCCAGGAGGUGGGAUGCCUGAGCCUAGCCAGCCUGGUGUUUACAAAUCCAAGGCUCCCGUUCUGGAACCUCAUUUACUGGCUCAGUUAUCGAGAGAUGAACAGGACACCUUGAAGUCUAGGCAUAAGGAUGCGCAAGAAGCGGAUAAAAAGUCUCAUGAUUUAGAUAAGGAGAUCAUGGACUACAAGGAGAAGGCGGAAUAUUAUCGUACCAAGUUGCAAGAGAUAAUAUUGUUCAAGAGCAGAUGUGACAACCGACUCGCUGAGAUUCAAGAGAGGGUAUCAGCUGACAAGCGAGAGAUGGAGUCUCUGGCGAAAAGAUAUGAUGAGAGAUUCAAGGCAGGAGGUGAAGUGAAUUCACGGCUGGUUGCUGAAGAAGCAGCAUUUCGAGAUAUUCAGGAGAAGAAAAUAGAACUGUAUAACGCUAUCGCCAAAAUCGAACAAGGGGGGGAUGCAAAUGGAUUGCUCCAGAGUAAAGCAGAUCGGAUACAUCACGAUCUCGAUGAAUUGAAGAAGGCUCUUAAUGAAAGGUCGAAACGGUUGGGUCUGGAAGUGAAAGCAUCAGCUCCAACAGAGCAGUCAUUUGGUUGGCAACCGGGUGUUCAGGACAAUACCUCAGAGUGGGAUGAGGAUUGGGAUAAAUUCGAUGAUGAAGGUUUUGUUUCGGUUCAGGAUUUCAUGGACGAUGCUACGGGCGCUGACUUCAGCGCUCCUCCUCCUCCGCCUAAACGAGCUGUCGCUCCCGUUGAGGUUGCCCAAGUUGCUGAGAUCACGGCUCCCAAGAUUGAGAGCAGUCCCUUCACUGAUGGGUUCGAUUUCUCGUCCGAACACGAUAGUAAGGCUGAGAGUGCAGUGGAGGCUCCUUCAGUCCCUACUUUCAUGGCAUCUGGACCAGCAUCUCCUCGUGCUGAAAGCGAAUCCGGAAGAAGCGGAAUUGACAGCCCAGCGCGCGAUUUGUCCACUUCUGGUUCUCUAAUUGUAGACAAGAGCAGUUUUGACAGCCCUGAAAAGACGAACAAUGCUAGCCUAAGGUUUGACCAUGCCGCCGAUUCAGACGACUUCGGAGGCGAUGUAUUCAAUGAUCCUCCAGCCUUUAGUUCCAAAACAAACAGCUUUGAUCCGGAUCCGUCUUCAUUCCACUCCGGUAGCGACGCGUUUGGUGGGGGAGGUGUCUCGUGGUCGACUGCCUUCAAUCAUGAUGACGAAGCAGACUCCGGAGUGCGGGCGUCUUGGGGCAUGCAGAGCAGUGCUCCUAGCACCCAGGCAUCCCUGGACGUGGGAGGAAAAUCUCGGUUCGGUAAAUCCGAUUCAUCAACCUUCGGGGAUUCUUUCGACUUCGGGUCGUCUCACGUGACGAGUCCAGGUAGAGUUACGGAUGAGCCGAAUAGUCCAGCCAGUCAUCGUGGGAACGGAGACUUCCGAAAUUCUGAAGAGUACGAUACUUUUGCACCUAUGGGCGGUGCUACAUUUGAUCGAUCUGCAAGCCUCUUUGGAGGCAAAGAUGCGACCAUGGGGUCCUCAUUCUUCGACAGCCCUGCACAUCCGAAAGCGGGAAAUGCCUUCGCUAGGUUUGAUUCCUUCAGCAGCCCCUCCAACAACCCAGCUUUCUCCGGAGUGGCUGGUCACGACGAUCGACAGGACAACUCAACGAUGGGAAGUUCUUACUUCGAUAGUCCUGUGCAUCCGAAGGCCGGGAACGAUGCCACCUUUGCCAGGUUUGAUUCCUUCAGCAGCGUGAAGGGCGGUCCCGACGCUGGCCACGCAAAGGGGGGGAUGUUCGGGUCGUUCGAUGAUGGUGAUGAUGCCUUCACCUCUUCCGCCUUCGGAGCAGGGGGAGAGUCCAAGAAAUGGAGUGCUUUUUAGGGAAAUAUUCUGUGCUUGCGUUCUUUGCCUGAAGCAUGUGGUGCUAUCCACACCUCGCGUAAGCCUCAUCUUGCUGCCCUCUCGACGUAAUGUUUUAAUUGAACCCCUGUCAUGCGCAAAAGUGGGUCUCGUGGCAAGGCAGCAGUGCUUUCAGGUCCUGCAUGCCUCAAGCGAGUAAACCUUCUGCAGCAGACUUGGUUAAUGAGGUGCCGUGUGAUCGGCCGAGUCCCACCUCCGAGUAAACUUGCUACAUUCUGGAACUCACUUCAGCUCUUGUAAUCUUAGAAGAUGAUCUUGGCAAGUUCUAGAAUACCAUUGUUUAGUUAGUUAGUAAAUUUGAUGACAAGGUUCUUCAAGGAUUGAUAUGAUAGAACGAAAUUAAAAGGAGACUUCAGUGAGAUUCUUUCCUGCUAUAGAGCUCUGUACUCUUGGAUAGGAAAAGAGUACGGUCGAUGGAGUUCUCUCACUUGUCUGAACGUAAUGCUGAUGAGGGUUCAUCUCGAACCGGUCAUAUGGCUGAGAAGACAAUGCGCUAUGGUUCCACGAGAGGGGUCACAGCUGCAGACUAUCCCGUUGUUGACCUUGAUCCAGUGAUUCAUUCGACGGGGCAAACCUCUUUAUGUGCCGAGGUUGUUUGGAAUGAGUAGUUAGCAUAUAAAGACUGUAGCCAUUUAAUGGUUACGGGGAGGCUUUCUCCCAGACAGAAAGUGCUUUCUUAGUAACGGACUCUGAAUCAGGAAAAUCUGGGGCUUUCCAAUACUGCUGUGGAGACUGGCAAUUUGUUCUGAGGGAUUCUGCGAUACAGGUCCGCGAAAUCAGUAAAAUCCAUUACACAUUUGCCGGUAGUCCUCGCCUCCCAAGGCUUUUCAAGGCCGGAACUGAGAUCAGAAAUUGAGUUGUCGUUAAACCCUUCAGUCGAGCUGAACUCCUUCUUAAUACAGUGCAGAACACUAUUUUAUGGAGAGCUGAAAUUAUCACCAUUCAACUGAUCGUGGAAUAAAGUUUUCAAAAAGGAGCUUGGUCUGUUCAGGUGU
This is a messenger RNA of Marchantia polymorpha subsp. ruderalis, 5097 nucleotides long. NCBI's taxonomy places the organism in Eukaryota, Viridiplantae, Streptophyta, Marchantiopsida, Marchantiales, Marchantiaceae. The record is from the annotation of a GenBank genome assembly.